Messenger RNA from Neoarius graeffei (lesser salmon catfish), 2450 nucleotides. RefSeq names its product neuronal acetylcholine receptor subunit alpha-9-II. NCBI's taxonomy places the organism in Eukaryota, Metazoa, Chordata, Actinopteri, Siluriformes, Ariidae. The transcript has 5 exons. The record is from RefSeq and is a predicted model, not a curated record. Gene Ontology annotation, molecular function: acetylcholine-gated monoatomic cation-selective channel activity; transmembrane signaling receptor activity. Gene Ontology annotation, biological process: chemical synaptic transmission; signal transduction; nervous system process. The coding region runs from base 725 to 2191 and encodes 488 amino acids. Gene Ontology annotation, cellular component: synapse; neuron projection; postsynaptic membrane.
GAUGUGUCAUGCAAUAUGUAGAUACAGUAGAGAAUUAGAACUGCAGUGCAAUGCACCAAUAUGUCCAAUUAGGCGUGAACUCCUGUCCCGAUAUCGUCCACUGUGUUCGGAAAGAUCUUAAUCCAUUCUCAGUUGUGGGCCAUGUCUGGAAUGAUCCUGUAUUAGGCUACCUACUUCAUGUGCAUGUGUUGUGCCAGAACAGACCGAACAUGUGGACUAGACAUAGCACCUGUAUGUUCUGGAGUAAUUUGGGACACAGUCAUGACAUCACAACAGAGUAAAACGAAACCACCUGGUGCACUGUUUCAUUCCCCGACUUGAAGUGUGUGCUCAUAUGCUUCCAUGAGCUGGAUCAUGAGCUUCACGGUUGCAGCUGUGUGCUUUGGAACGCUGUUCUUGGAGGGUAAGUGUGUUGUGUUUUCUUCUCUCCGCCUUCUUGUGUUUAUUGUGAGACGGCUAUAUUUUUGCUCCGACAAGAUCAUUGAGACACCGAUGUUCAGUUUCAUGUCAAUAGGGGUGAAUACUUGCGCAGUCACAAUUUUUACAGGUUUUUUUUGUAACUCAUUUUGCAAUCUAUAUUGAGUUUUUCUUCACAGUUCAAUAUUAUGGAGGUUCAUGACAUCAUCCCGGUUGUGACCAUUUCAAUUCUGGGUUGUUACGCAAAGUUCAAAGGAGGGUGAAUACUUAUGCAAUUUUGUUGGACAACCCUGACUGAGGAAUUAAGAUGAUGAUCAUGUGUGUAAUCUUGUGUGUUUGUAUGUGUGGGGUUUUUUUUUUUGUGUGUGUGUGUGUUCGUCCAGUGGCUCAUGCAGCCCAAGGUCACUUUGCACAUCAACUACUCAAUGACCUUAUGGAGAAUUAUUCAAAUGCUCUGCGGCCAGUAGAAGACACAGAUAAAACGCUCAAUGUCACACUCCAGGUCACAUUGUCUCAGAUUAAAGACAUGGAUGAGCGUAACCAAGUUCUUAUAGCGUACCUGUGGAUAAGGCAGACAUGGUAUGAUGCCUAUCUGAAGUGGGAUAAAGAUGAGUACGAUGGCCUCGAGGUCAUCCGCAUCCCCAGCAGCCUGGUGUGGAGACCCGACGUCGUGCUUUACAACAAAGCUGAUGAAGAUUUACCUGGCCCAGUAGACACUAACGUUGUGCUCCGGUACACUGGUGAGAUCACAUGGGAUGCUCCAGCCAUCACUAAAAGCUCAUGUGUGGUAGAUGUGUCCUACUUCCCUUUCGACAGCCAGCAGUGUAAUCUCACCUUUGGCUCUUGGACUUAUAAUGGCAAUCAGGUGGACAUCACCAUGGCGAUGGCGAGCGGUGACCUCUCAGAUCUGGUGGAGAAUGUGGAGUGGGAGUGUGAUGGCAUGCCUGCCACCAAGAACGUGAUCAUGUACGGUUGCUGCUCGGACCCGUACCCAGACAUCACAUACACACUGCUGCUACGCAGACGCUCCUCCUUCUAUAUCUUCAACCUGCUCCUGCCCUGCUUUCUCAUCUCCUUCCUGGCGCCACUUGGCUUCUUCUUGCCCGCGGACUCGGGUGAGAAGGUUUCGCUGGGUGUCACGGUGCUGUUGGCGCUCACUGUCUUCCAGCUGGUGGUGGCUGAGAGCAUGCCACCCUCCGAGAGCGUGCCACUCAUUGGUAAAUACUACAUUGCAACAAUGACCAUGAUCACGGCCUCCACCUCUCUCACCAUCUUCAUCAUGAACAUCCACUUCUGUGGUGCUGAAGCCAAACCGGUUCCUCGCUGGGCCAAAGUGCUCAUAAUUGGCUACAUGAGCAGGAUCUUCUUUGUCUACGAAGUUGGAGAGAGCUGCACCUCACCGCGAGUGCAGAAUAAAGAUGCAGACAAAUGCCAGACACAGAACCCUCAAAGGAAACCAACCAGGCAGAACCCAAAACCAACCAGGAACCCUUCAGGUCUCCCGUGCUGUCCUGAUGAUGAAAAACUACUUCCCCCAAAUGUGACUUUUGACCCCUGUAUGUUUUGUGGGCCGCAUAGUGGUGGUUUUGGGGGAGACCCGAAGCUCAUCAAGAACGUCGAGUACAUUGCCAACUGCUUCCGGGAGCAGAAGUUGACUUCUCUGAAAGUGGCUGAAUGGAAGAAGGUGGCCAAGGUGAUGGACAGGUUCUUCAUGUGGAUCUUCUUUGCCAUGGUCUUCCUCAUGAGCAUCCUCAUCAUCUGCAAGUCGUCAUGACCCCAUCAAGGUAUAUACCCAGAAUAACGCUUGCUUGAAUGGACGUACACGUGCACAUAUCCUGUACAUACCCGACUAUAAGGGGUGUGUCUGCUGGUGAGUCUGAAACCGGGUGGCGUGUGUGUUCUCAUGUUCCUCUUUCAUUCCUGUGGUCAUUAUUUGUGUCUUGAAAUGAAAAUAGUGGAUUGUUAAUGAUGAACCAUUGUGCUGUGAGAAACACUGUGACUGAGAACUCCAGAAAAGAAGGAUGUCACAUUCC